AGUCCCCAACGACAAGAAAGCCCCCUCAAGAUUAACGAUGGGUUUUGGUCACAACAACGUCCUCCCCGCUAACCAUUUCCGCAAGGACUGGCAACGUCGGGUUAAAACCUGGUUCGAUCAGCCUGGCCGAAAACUCCGUCACCGCAAUGCCCGCAAAGCUAAGGCUGCCGCGCUUGGUGUUCGUCCGCUCUCACUCCUCCGCCCCGCUGUCCGUGGACAGACGGUCCGCUACAACAUCAAGGUCCGCGAAGGCCGUGGAUUCACGCUUGCUGAGUUGAAGGAGGCGGGUAUUGGACGGAAAGAGGCGCGCGGUGUUGGCAUUGUUGUUGAUCACAGACGCCGAAAUUUGAGCGUAGAGGGAAAGCAGCUGAAUGUAGAGCGGCUGAAGGCUUACAAGGAGCGUCUUGUUGUGUUCCCCCGCAAGGCUGGCAAGCCCAAGAAGGGCGACUCAUCAGCUGAGGACCUUGCAGCUGCUACCACCCGCCAGGCCCUUCCUCUCCCCGAUCCCUUCGUUGCUGAGGCUCCUCGUAAAAUCACAUCCGAGGAGCGUGAGUUCUCCGCUUACAAGACUCUCCGCAACAGCCGUGCGGCGCAGCGAUACGAGGGCGCGCGCAAAGCGCGUGCUGCCAAGAAAGAGGAAGAGGAGGCAGCAAAGAAGAAGUAAUCCAUCGAUCUUUCCUUUUUGUUGUUCUUUCACGCUAUGCUUCUCGCACUCUUUCUUCCACCUCCUUAAAAUCUGGGUACCAUGUAUGCACUUAGGAUUACCCGCAAUACAUGUCCACUGUAUGCCGCUACCGUGUAUCACCCCGGCGACAUGUGACAAGCAGGCGCUACUAGUUGGC
This is a messenger RNA of Heterobasidion irregulare TC 32-1, 842 nucleotides long. RefSeq lists its product as uncharacterized. The transcript has 5 exons. Gene Ontology annotation, cellular component: ribosome; cytosolic large ribosomal subunit. Gene Ontology annotation, molecular function: RNA binding; structural constituent of ribosome. NCBI's taxonomy places the organism in Eukaryota, Fungi, Basidiomycota, Agaricomycetes, Russulales, Bondarzewiaceae. Bases 38 to 664 code for a protein of 208 amino acids. The record is from RefSeq and is a predicted model, not a curated record. Gene Ontology annotation, biological process: translation.